This is a messenger RNA of Echinops telfairi (small Madagascar hedgehog), 2736 nucleotides long. It is a transcript of the gene ZNF7, whose product is annotated as zinc finger protein 7. The transcript has 2 exons. The record is from RefSeq and is a predicted model, not a curated record. Gene Ontology annotation, molecular function: RNA polymerase II cis-regulatory region sequence-specific DNA binding; DNA-binding transcription factor activity. Bases 470 to 2695 code for a protein of 741 amino acids. Gene Ontology annotation, biological process: regulation of transcription by RNA polymerase II. NCBI's taxonomy places the organism in Eukaryota, Metazoa, Chordata, Mammalia, Afrosoricida, Tenrecidae.
UUGGUGAGGCAUAUAAUCUGUAGUACAAUUCCAUUGGAACUUACCAAGACUCCCUUUAUGAUCUAAGACAGGAUCUUUCUGUAAGCAUUCCUGCGUGCUUCAAGGGAGUGUGGGUUUUCAGAGCAGAGCACAUCUAAUAACUUUGGGCUUAUUGGCUGCAGACCCUUGGUAUCUGUCACCUGCCCUCCUGCACCGCACAGCAGAACGCUUUCAUACCAGGGCCUUGGCCAAGUUCUCUUGGGUAGGAUGCCAGGUGGGAUGGAUGCUGGCAGGAGCCCACAGUGCCCAGCACCCGUGUUUCAGAGUGGGAAAUGGGGAUAGGUGGAGCCAGUGAGCCACAGACCUGGCCUCAGGCCCUUUAGGGGUUGCUUUGUGGCUUUUGUGAUUAUCUGGUUUUAACUGCCUCUCCUGAGACUAUUCAGCUUUCUGCAGUGGGGACACUGCAGUUCUGCCAAGGAAGGCACUAGUCAUGUGCCCAACUCCUCCAAUGUCUUGCCACUUAUCAGCUCAAAGUGCUCUUUGUGAGCUCUUUGGUGACAGGACCAGAGGGGACAUUGGCUCUGCUGCAGUUGGGGUUUGGGCUGGGAGUGUGAGUGUCUCUCUUUCCCUGGCCUCAGGAGUGUCUUGUGUACCCUGUACUCAGAUCCUUUCCCCUCUGCCCCCCUCAGAGGGUCUGUCUGCUCCUCACUCCCCAUCUGUAGAAGCCAGCAGGGAGUCUGUACCAUACAUUGUGCCACCCACACCAAAGACCUUCUCUGCCUACCCUACAGCAGGGGUCUUGGUCUUCAAACCAGAGCUGAUCUCCCGUCUGGAGCGAGGGCAGGAGCCAUGGGUGCUGGACCUGCAGGCACCAGAGGACACUGAGACACCAAGGAUCUCCCAGACAGAUUCUACUAUUAGGACUGUUAAUGAACAGGUUUGGGAGGAAAUGGAUAGUCUAAAAUCAGAAUUACACGGAAUAAGGAUCAAAAUCCCCCCACAGGAUUUUUCUCCAAGUUCUGGUUCUGUAGACAAUUCUGAUUCUGAGGUCUGGCUAGAGGGUGAUCAGAACAGUCUCCCUAAGUUGACAAUGAUGAAAAACUGUUUAAAUCAAGGGACUGUGAUGCUCAAAAAGAUCUUCAUCCAGGAGAACUACCAAGAAUGUAAUGAGGUGGGGAGCAAUAGCAGCCUGGACUGUAAACUUAAUGAAAAUCAGAGAGAUCUUACUAAAGAAACAGCAGAAACAUGUGAUGGGUGUGGCAAAAUUUUCCAAUCCAUUUCAAAUAUUGCUCUACAUUGGGAACUUAAUAUGCAAAAGAAACCGAAGAAAUGUCAGGAGUGCCAAAAAAACCUAUCUCAUCAUUUACAGAGGAAGCAUCAAAGUCAAUGCCAAGGAGAGAAACAAUAUGAAUGUGUGGAAUGUGGGAAAGUCUUCAGGUUGUGUUCACAGCUUAACCAGCAUCAGAGAAUCCACACCGGAGAGAAGCCAUUUAAAUGCACUGAGUGUGGAAAAACCUUCCGGCUGAGCUCCAAACUUAUUCAGCAUCAAAGAAUUCACACUGGAGAGAAACCCUAUAGAUGUGAGGAGUGUGGGAAAGCUUUUGGUCAGAGCUCAAGCCUAAUCCAUCAUCAGAGAAUUCAUACAGGAGAGAGGCCUUACAGUUGUUGUGAGUGUGGAAAAGCCUUCAGUCAACAGUCCCAGCUGAUCAGACAUCAAAGGACUCACACUGGAGAGAGGCCCUACAUGUGUAAGGAAUGUGGGAAGGCCUUCAGCCAGAGCUCAACUUUAGUUCAACAUCAGAGAAUGCACACUGGGGGAAAAUGUCAAAUCUCCAGAACUUCAGAUAACCCAAGCUUUUCUCCACAUCAAAGAAUUUACACCGUGGAUAAACCAUUUAAAUGUGAUGAGUGUGGGAAAGCUUUUAGAUGGAUCUCUCGCCUUAGUCAGCACCAGUUAAUUCAUACUGGAGAGAAGCCAUAUAAAUGUAACAAAUGCACAAAAGCCUUUGGUUGUAGCUCAAGACUUAUUCGCCAUCAGAGGACUCACACUGGAGAAAAGCCAUUUAAGUGUGAUGAGUGUGGGAAGGGUUUUGUCCAAGGUUCACACCUUAUUCAGCAUCAGAGAAUUCAUACUGGGGAGAAACCUUAUGCAUGUAAUGACUGUGGCAAAGCCUUUAGUCAGAGUUCGAGCCUCAUUUAUCACCAGAGGAUCCAUAAGGGAGAGAAACCCUACGAGUGUCUUGAAUGUGGAAAAGCCUUCAGUAUGAGCACACAGCUUACAAUCCAUCAAAGGAUUCACACUGGAGAGAGACCUUACAAAUGUAAUGAAUGCGGGAAAGCCUUCAGUCAAAAUUCAACCCUUUUCCAACACCAGAUAAUUCAUGCUGGAGUGAAGCCCUAUGAAUGUAGUGAAUGUGGGAAAGCAUUUAGUCGCAGUUCGUAUCUUGUUGAACACCAGCGAAUUCACACAAGGGCCCAGUGGUAUUAUGAAUAUGGGGAUGUACUGGAAGGUGCAAACUUUGCGAGCCGUAAAAAAAUUAAUAUAAAGAAACUACAUAAAUGUAAUGAAUGUGAGAAAAUAUUUAGGUGGCGCUCACACUUAAUUAUACACCAGAGAAUACACACUGGAGAAAAACCUUAUAAGUGUAAUGAGUGUGGGAAAGCUUAUAAUCGGAGCUCAAGGCUUACUCACCAUCAAAAAAGUCAUAAGGAGUAGAUUAUUUGCAUUUGUAUGUGUGAAUAAACUUAUAGCCUUAA